This is a messenger RNA of Epinephelus fuscoguttatus (brown-marbled grouper), 1445 nucleotides long. Its product is annotated as nuclear factor 7, brain-like. Lineage: Eukaryota; Metazoa; Chordata; Actinopteri; Perciformes; Serranidae. The transcript has a single exon. Bases 1 to 1419 code for a protein of 472 amino acids. The record is from RefSeq and is a predicted model, not a curated record. Gene Ontology annotation, molecular function: zinc ion binding; protein binding.
AUGGCUGCUCGGGUAAGCCAAGCAGAGAUGGAUUUUUCUUGUCCCAUCUGUACAGACAUCUUCCAAAAUCCCAUUGUGCUGUCAUGUAGCCACAGUUUCUGCAAAGCCUGUCUGCAGAAGUGGUGGUCAGAGAAACUGAUUCACGAGUGUCCACUUUGUAAAAGACGAUCUUCAAAGAGUGAUCCACCGUGUAACUUGGCUUUAAAGAACCUGUGUGAGGCUUUCUUACAGAGGCUUUCCCUAGAGGAGAACGCUUCGAGGUCUGAGGCUCUCUGCAGCAUGCAUUCAGAGAGACUACAGCUCUUCUGUCUGGACCAUAUGCAGCCAGUGUGUAUUGUCUGUCGAGACUCAAUAACACACAUCAGCCACAGCUUCAGACCCAUCAGUGAAGCUGCACAGGAUUGCAAGGAAUCGCUAAAGAGCUCCCUGAAUCCCUUGAAGGACAUGCUGGAAUGCUUGAAUCAAGUUAAAGCUGACUGGGAUCAUACAGCAGAACACAUCAUGAACCAGGCCAAACACAUGGAGAAGUGGAUUAUGGAGCAGUUUAAGAAGCUUCACCAGUUUCUACAAAAAGAAGAGGAGGCCAGAAUCACUGCACUGAGGGAGGAAGAGGAGCAGAAGAGUCAAAAUAUGAGGAGGAAGAUAGAGGCUCUGAGCCGAGAGAUAGCAGCUCUUUCAGACAGGAUCAGGGCCACAGAGGAGGAGCUAAGAGCUGAUGACAUCUCAUUCCUGCACAACUACAAGGCUGCAGUGAAAAGAGUCAAGCAGUGCCCCCUGCUGGAGGAUUUACAGCUGGGCCCAGGAGCUCUGAUAGAUGUGGCCAAACACCUGGGCAACCUGUCUUUUUACAUCUGGACCAAGAUGAAGGCGAUGGUCUCCUACACUCCUGUGAUUCUGGACCCAAACACUGCUAAUCCAGAACUCCUCCUGUCUGAAGAUCUGCAGAGUGUGAAAUACAAAAAGAUUUAUGUAGAGAGACCAUUUCCGAGAAAUCCAGAAAGAUUUGAAGACCAUGCCACAGUCCUUGGCUCCAAGGGCUUUAACUCAGGGACUCACACCUGGAAUGUUGAAGUUAGAAAUAAUACAAACUGGGCUGUGGGUGUGACAGCUGAGUCUGUCCCAAGGAAAGGAGAGAUUCUAACGGGAUACUGGGAAAUAUGGUUCUGUGAUGGUAAAUACAGAGCAUAUUCUCCACCAGUUACAAAUAAGGUUCUCUCUGUGCAAAGGCCACUCCAGAGCAUUAGAGUUUUUCUGGACUGGAGAAAGGGAAAGCUGUCAUUUUCUGAUCCAGACACUAACACACACAUUUACACUUUUAAACACACUUUCACUGGCAAGCUUUUUCCAUUCAUUAAUACUCUAGAUAUAGUCCCACUGAGGAUACCACCAGUGGACAUCACAACACAGUUAGAGAUGUAGAUUAUGGUUAUUAGGCUGAUGAUGAU